AUGUAUUGCCAAAAGUGUCGCGCUCCAUUAAAGUUGGAUGGGUCUUUAGAAGACCUAAAUCCGGCUGCAUUCAAUCUACUUGUCGCUUCGUCUUCCCAACAGCCGAAACGACCCUCCGCAUCGCGAUUAAUAUACCCACACGAUUCCGAGAGAAGAGCAUUAUAUGAUAGAGUAUCCAAAGAUGCCGGUCCCCCUACUUUUAAGAGAGGUGGCAGUGGCUUGCGUGGCGAUGGCCAACCCCGCGAUAGCUCAGCCAUGUCCUUCGUCCUCCUUACAGAAUCUCAAGUAGCUCCCCCGAGACUCACACCUCCCAUAGAAACACCAAAUCCAAGACAACAACGUCGAAAAUCGCUUUCUACCGGCCAGCGAAACGAUGGGAGAUCCGCACAACCCCACGAAGCCGAACGUAUCAAUAAGCUCUUCGAAAUAUUAUCCGCCCGGUCCGAUAUAGAUCAUCCUAUUUGUGUCGAGUGUACAGAAAUGCUAGUAGAUGGGCUUCAGAAGAAAUUAGAAUCAGCAGCACGAGAACGAGAUGCAUACGCUGCCUUCCUCAAGCAGGUCCAGGCGGAUGUACCCGGCGAAGAGGAUAUUGCCGAAUCCGAACAAGCUCUACAGAAAGCACGCAAGGAUGAAGAAGAAUCUAUGAAGCAACUCACCGCUUUGGAGAAAGAAAAGGCCGAUCUAGAUGCUGAAAUCGCAGCACUAGAAGAGGAAUCACAAGUACUAGAUGCCGAAGAGGAACAGUUCUGGAGAGAGCGCAACGCAUUUGCAAUGAAACUCGCCGAAUUCCAAAACGAAAGAGACAGCAUCAACUCCAAAUUCGACCAUGACUCACAGCUUCUUACCAAGCUUCAGCGAGCGAAUGUCUACAACGAUACCUUCUCAAUACAUCACGAUGGUCAUUUUGCGACGAUCAACGGGCUUAGGCUUGGUAGAUUGUCAACGAAGCCCGUAGAUUGGCCGGAAAUCAACGCCGCAUGGGGACAAGCUCUAUUGCUGGUGGUCACUGUGGCUGAUAAGUUGGGAUAUAAAUUUGAUGGUUAUGAACCGUUACCUAUGGGCUCAACAUCGAAGAUCAUCCGCUAUGACUAUCCUUCACCAUCGUCUAGCCGAUUAGGUGGUCAUCGAAGCGGACCACCACCUGGACCUAAGAAGAGUGUUCUCGAGCUCUUUAGCUCAGGCGAUCUACCCUUGCAAAUGCUAUGGAACCGCAAGUUUGAUCAAGGAAUGAUAGCUUUCCUGGAGUUGGUCAGGCAACUUGGAGCCUUUGUACAUCAACAAACAGAAUCAGGUAACAACCAAGUUGGAUACCCGCUCCACCAACUAGCGCUCCCCUACAAAAUUGAAGGGGACAAGAUCGGAGACGACAGGAUAGGACAUUAUAGCAUCAAAUUGGGGAUGAACAACGACGAGAGUUGGACGAAGGCAUGCAAAUUCGCUCUCACCUGCUGCAAGUUCCUGAUUGCGCAUGCAAGCAAUGUUAGCCAUGUAGCAGCAAAUGGGCGCUAA
This is a messenger RNA of Hypoxylon trugodes, 1509 nucleotides long. RefSeq names its product APG6-domain-containing protein. NCBI's taxonomy places the organism in Eukaryota, Fungi, Ascomycota, Sordariomycetes, Xylariales, Hypoxylaceae. Gene Ontology annotation, cellular component: phagophore assembly site; phosphatidylinositol 3-kinase complex, class III, type II; phosphatidylinositol 3-kinase complex, class III, type I. The record is from RefSeq and is a predicted model, not a curated record. The coding region runs from base 1 to 1509 and encodes 502 amino acids. Gene Ontology annotation, biological process: autophagosome assembly; late endosome to vacuole transport; cellular response to nitrogen starvation. The transcript has 2 exons.